AUGCAGACCCCCCAGGGCCCUGGGCAGCUUAGAGGAGAGGGCUCUCACAAACUCUCGUCCUCCUGCGGGAGCACCGACAGCACAAAGAGUCCCCAUCACAAAACCAUCUUGAUACCCAUUCCCAUCGGCAAGUCCGUCCGCCCCUCGUUUCGCAACGAGCGUGGAGGGUCUCAACCAGGAAUUGAGCGGCUCAACAUCCGGGACACCCCCGAGAAGGAGGAGCCUCAGGACGUCCAGAUGGGCACCGAGCGCUCCCCCACCUGCGGACGCGUCGUUCAGCACUCGGAGACAGAAAUGGAGCAAACUCACCACUAUGACCUCCUCCUUCUCGUGGUUAGUACCCGGAUGAUGAGCCGCUCAAUCUCCUGGUUGAGACCCUCCACCUGUUGCGACAACGAGCGGGAGAGAAGCGCAGCUCACCAGAGAUUGGAUGAUGGUGUGGCCUGCCAAUAA
Messenger RNA from Knipowitschia caucasica, 453 nucleotides. The record is from the annotation of a GenBank genome assembly. Lineage: Eukaryota; Metazoa; Chordata; Actinopteri; Gobiiformes; Gobiidae.